GCUCUGCCUCAGCCAUCCGUCAUCGAGUGGAGAAACGGGCAUACGGCUGCGGCAAUGGCUACCGCGGACUCCCUCUUGCUUGUCUUGCUCCUCAUCCAGCUGAGCAUCCUCUUCCCCCUCUCCGACUCCUCCAUCGUCCCCGUCCUCGAAACACCACAACAAAGAAGCAGCAGCAAGGAACGCCAUCAACCCCGCCUGGUGCAGUCAACAUGCAACUCCACUAGCUUCUACGACAUCUGCAUCGCCACCCUCGCCGACGACCCCUCCAGCACCACCGCCGACGUCCCCGGUCUCUGCGCCAUCGCCGUCUCCGCCGCCGCCGCCAAUGCCUCCGGCACCGCCUCCUUCCUCGGAAACGCCAGCGACGCUGCCGCCACCCCCGAGGCGGACCGCGCGCUCCUCCGCACCUGCGCCCGCAAGUACGCGGCCGCGCGCGACGCGCUCCUGGCGGCGCGGGCCUCCCUCGCGGAGCAGGACUACGACUACGCCUUCGUGCACGUGAGCGCCGCAGCCGAGUACCCCGCGGUGUGCCGGACGCUGUUCCGAAGGCAGCAGCGCCCGAGCAGGACGACGUACCCGGCGGAGCUUGCUAAGAGAGAGGAGGCGCUGCGGCGCCUCUGCACCAUCUCCCUCGACAUCAUCUCACUGUUGCAGACGCAGGAGUAAUCCUCCACCUGACUGAAUGUUUGGUACUUGUCGGUGGGUUAGAUAUUACUCCAUCCCCUGAUCAAUCGAUCUCUCUCUUUCCUGUGUCGAAUGAAGCUCAUGCAUGAGAUGAGCGUACUUGUAAAAUCGAGCAAUGCAAUGAUGUAUGAUUGAUCAUCAUGUCA
This is a messenger RNA of Setaria italica (foxtail millet), 830 nucleotides long. RefSeq names its product pectinesterase inhibitor 28-like. Lineage: Eukaryota; Viridiplantae; Streptophyta; Magnoliopsida; Poales; Poaceae. The transcript has a single exon. The coding region runs from base 55 to 666 and encodes 203 amino acids. The record is from RefSeq and is a predicted model, not a curated record. Gene Ontology annotation, molecular function: enzyme inhibitor activity.